AGUGGUGGGGAACCCGAAAGGAUCAGGAGGAAGCAACUGAGGAACGCUCUUCUCAUUUCGACUAUAUAUGAAAGCAUAGUAUAUAUUCAUCAAUCAGUUGUGAAAAUCUACACGAACAACAUAAGUGUAUGUCAUGGGAAAAAGCAUUACUUCAAUUUGUUGAUUAUUUUAUUAAAUAAAGUGAUUUAGUGAUAAUAUAAUUGAUUUACCCUACGAGUGAAGUAUCUUUUUUACACAACUUUAUUAUACAAGCGUAUCGAAGCAAAGAGUCAUGGCGACAACACAAGUCAAAGGAAGCGGGUGGCCUCGACGGGCAAGUAAUAGUUCAUUUGAAGGAAAGCCUGUCCAAAAUCAGUCUGUAACAAUUAAUAGGACAGUAAAUUUAUAUCCUCUCACAAACUAUACGUUUGGAACGAAAGAACCACUGUUUGAAAAAGAUCCAUCGGUCCCAGCAAGAUUUCAACGUAUGAGAGAUGAAUUUGAUAAAAUUGGCAUGCGAAGAAGUGUUGAAGGUGUUCUCUUGGUUCAUGAACACGGUUUACCUCAUGUACUUCUCCUACAACUAGGAACAACGUUUUUUAAAUUACCUGGAGGAGAGUUGAAUGCUGGUGAAGAUGAGGUCGAAGGUUUAAAACGUCUCCUGACUGAGACUCUCGGACGUCAAGAUGGUGUAAAACAAGAAUGGGUAAUUGAAGAUACAAUUGGAAAUUGGUGGCGACCUAACUUUGAACCGCCACAAUACCCUUAUGUUCCACCGCAUAUAACAAAGCCAAAAGAACACAAAAGAUUAUUUUUAGUUCAGCUACAAGAAAAAGCUUUAUUUGCCGUUCCAAAAAAUUAUAAACUUGUUGCUGCUCCUCUUUUUGAGUUGUAUGAUAAUUCACAAGGUUAUGGACCCAUAAUAUCUUCUUUACCUCAAUCACUUUGCAGGUUUAACUUUAUUUAUAUGUAAGCUGUAAUAAAUUGGAACGAUUAUUGAUGAAUUUUUUUUUAUUUAAAUUGAAUAUUAUCGUGUAAAGAAGAAUGUGUAUUUCUCCAAUAAAUGUACGUGAUGUUGAAUGGAAUUUAACUGAUCUCGAUUGUAUGGUUGUAUAAUGUGACAUGUGACAAAAAAAUUCUCAAAUAUUACUAACGAUA
Molecule: messenger RNA, 1137 nt
Organism: Chelonus insularis
Lineage: Eukaryota; Metazoa; Arthropoda; Insecta; Hymenoptera; Braconidae
Gene: Cpsf5
Product: cleavage and polyadenylation specificity factor subunit 5
Exons: 6
Coding region: 272-952 (226 amino acids)
Cellular component (GO): mRNA cleavage factor complex
Molecular function (GO): mRNA 3'-UTR AU-rich region binding
Source: RefSeq, a predicted model, not a curated record